CGCGCCAACCUACCAGACGAGACCAGACGAGGCGGCCAGCCAAGCCAACCAAAUCUUUAUCGUCCCCUGCCAAUCAGCUCCGUCCAUCCAUCUCCCCCCUUCCUAUGGGCGCGGCCGAGCAGCAUCAGCACCCGCCGGCGCCGGAGGGGGAGAAGAAGACUUUGGUGUUCACGUACGGCACGCUGAAGCGGGGCUUCUCCAACCACGGGCUGCUGCAGGACCUUGCGCGCGCGGGGGACGCGGCCUUCGUUGCCGCCGCCUCCACGGCCGCCCCGCUGCCGCUCGUCUGCGGGCCCUACCGCGUCCCCUUCCUCCUCAACCUCCCCGGUGAUGGCCAGCGCGUCAGGGGCGAGCUCUACUCGGUGACCGCCAGGGGCCUCGCCCGGCUGGACGAGCUCGAGGGCGUCUCACGGGGGCACUACGAGCGCCUCCCCAUCUCCAUCGUUGUGGAGGAGCGGGAGGGGGAGGAGGGAAGGGCCGUGGAGGGCGCGGUGGCGUACUACGCGCACCGCGGGUACGCGGCGGAGAUGUGGGCGCGGAGCGGGCGGAGGGGCCACGCCGAGUACUCGCCGGCGGUCGCCGCCGGGUACGUCCGCCGCGUCGACCGGCCCCAGCACCUCACCUUCCUCGACCAGAUCCGCGUCUUCGUAUCCUCCCACUCCUAGCGCGAGAUUGCGACGACGACCGUACGCUCGAGGUUUCAGAUUGGGUCUUGUGUCAUGUUGCUUCUGCGCUUAUCUCAUUGCUGAAAGAUGCGUGCCGUGCCAGAUCGAUAUAUAGGAACACUUAUCAAGGUACCAAUAAUAAUUGUUGGCAUGUGCAUCCA
Molecule: messenger RNA, 826 nt
Organism: Aegilops tauschii subsp. strangulata
Lineage: Eukaryota; Viridiplantae; Streptophyta; Magnoliopsida; Poales; Poaceae
Product: putative gamma-glutamylcyclotransferase At3g02910
Cellular component (GO): cytosol
Molecular function (GO): gamma-glutamylaminecyclotransferase activity
Source: RefSeq, a predicted model, not a curated record